AGAAGUGUCGUAGCUUCAUUGAUCUGGCUCCGGCCUCAGAGAGAGGGGUCCUGUGGUUGUCGGUGGUAUCAGAGAUACUCUACAUCAUGUUGUUGGUGGUUGGGUUCAGUCUCAUGUGUCUGGAGCUCUUCCAUUCCAGCAACGUCAUCGACGGACUUAAACUCAAUGCCUUCGCUGCUGUCUUCACCGUGCUCUCAGGUCUGCUAGGCAUGGUGGCUCACAUGAUGUACACCCAGGUGUUCCAGAUCACAGUGAGUCUGGGUCCUGAAGACUGGAGACCCCACUCCUGGGACUACGGCUGGUCCUUCUGCCUGGCGUGGGGCUCCUUCACCUGCUGCAUGGCAGCUUCCGUCACCACCCUCAACUCCUACACCAAGACGGUCAUCGAGUUCCGGCACAAGCGCAAACUGUUCGAGCAAGGUCUCAGGGAGGAGCAGAACUACCUCGACCAGGAUGCCUUCCACUACUUCAGGGACCGCUCCCUCCAGUCCAUCUCCAGCUCCAUGGAGGUUUACCCUGGGCACGGGGGAGGAAGGCUGCCUGGGGGUCCUGGAGGUGUUGGGGGAGGCCUGGUGGGGUCCGGGCUGCUUGGAGUACCAGGGAGAGGGAAGAUGAGGGGACCCUCAGGUUCCAUCGACCUGGGAGAGAACUCUGAGUCCCUGGGGGAGGAACAGUGCUGA
Coregonus clupeaformis (lake whitefish) is the source of this 680-nucleotide messenger RNA. RefSeq names its product germ cell-specific gene 1-like protein. The transcript is spliced from 4 exons. Lineage: Eukaryota; Metazoa; Chordata; Actinopteri; Salmoniformes; Salmonidae. Bases 87 to 680 code for a protein of 197 amino acids. Gene Ontology annotation, cellular component: plasma membrane. The record is from RefSeq and is a predicted model, not a curated record.